CCACGAAGCAUUCCGUCCGUGAGUAAUUCUCGCGAGAUUACGAAACAGCAAGGCAGAGAAAAUGGAAGGCUGUGCUAGCUAGCUGACUAGCUGAGCAAAUCCAUUAAUACCUGGAAACUAAUCAUUAAUAUCCAAGCUACCGAUGGAUGUCGGCAUGGACCCAAUGGAAAAUAUCAGCAUCAACGAUGAUGACAAUUAUGAGGAACAGCAGAGCCAGUCAGAAGAGGCAGGCUCGACUGUUAGGCCGACCAUGUCUCAGGUUAAAAAGUCCUGGGGCUUCAGGCGCACAACCAUCGCUAAAAGGGAGUUCUUCGAUGAAGUCAGAGACCUAACCAACAGUCCUCCACUUGUACGCAGAGGCAGAGGUCGUCGAACCAACCAGACACCCCAGUCCACUCCAGAAACCUGUGGCACCCAGAGAGCUUCUCGUGCAACUAGGAGUGUUAUAGAUGAGCUUGAGUGGUCUGCCCCAUCGUCACCUGUAUCAGAGGAGAGCAAGCCAGUCUCCGAAGCGUCUGCAGGAGGGAGCCUUGACGCCAGCUCAUGGCAAGAUUGUGGGUCUGCCUUUCACACUGCUUUCUCACUGCUUGGCGGGAGCGAGGGCUUGUCAAUGGAAAUGUCAGAUGUACUGGCAGUCCCUGACAUUUUGGAAUCCACUGAUGCCAUUGAUGCACCACAUCCCCACCUUAUAGAAGAAACUGAGGUGCCUGAUCAUAUUGACUCUGCUGAUGAGAUGGAAAUCUCGCAGCCUGUUGCACCUGACAGUGUGGCAGGAGGGGAAAUGGAUGAUGUGGUUUUGAUAUCUAGUCAAGAAGAGGACAGUGAUGAAAUGACUCUGACACAGAUUAAGGAGCAGAUGACAGCAAAAGGCAGACAGGGAGAAACAAGAGGUAAAGGGGGAAAAGGAAAAGCCAGAGCCAGAUCCAGAGGAAGGGGAAGAGGCAGAGGAAGAGCUCCUGCAGCAGUUGCAAGAGGAGGAAAAAGAUCCACACGGCCCUGCUGAAAUAGAAAUAUCCUCUGCUAACUCUGACAUCACUCUGAGUCCAACUCAUCAACCAAGCUCAGACUGUAUAAUCAUAGACACUGAUUUAGACCACAUUACUGAUGUGACUCCCGGUCAAUAUGAUGAUGCACUAGUGGAGGAGGAAAUGGUGCAGGAGAAGAAAGACGAUAGAAACGUAGGAGAGUGUUCAGGCAUAUCAGACACAGAGGGCUCUGACUCCAAUGCUCUGUACUGCAUCUGUCGACAAAAGCAAGAUAAAAGGUUCAUGAUCUGCUGUGACAGUUGCCAGGAGUGGUUUCAUGGGGACUGUGUUGGUAUCAGUGCGACACAGGGCCGUAAGAUGGAGAGGAAAGGGCAAGAGUACAUGUGCCCCCCUUGCACUAUGAAGAAGCAGAUCCAACUCCAACCGGAUCCUCAGCCAGAGCCUGAGAUGAGCUUUCCUGAAUGCUUGUCACUAAGUCCUCCUUGUGAUGAACAGCAGGGGCACGAGGAGCUGCAAGACCUCAAGGAGACUGUAUUGGUGGUGGAGGAGGUGGAGGAGGACGCUCCUGUGAUGACUGCAAAGCCUGAGCCCGAAGCUGAGAUGGAGACCGGCGGCUCUCUUCCUCUGUGCAUUGGACCGGAGUGCUCCAAACAAGCCCUCCCGGACUCUGUUUACUGUGGCACUGACUGCAUCCUUCAGCACGCUGCCUUCACUAUGAAGACUCUUUCUGUUCCUAAGGUGCCCAAGCUCAGAGGACGGCCACAGAGAAAGGCUGCCACUGCCAGACCCACCGCAACGGGUCAGAGGUCGGCUAGGAUGUCAAAGAGAUUAGCAGUAAAAUCCGAGGAACGUGAAGAGGAGGAUGUGAAGGAAGAUGAUGGAGGGCAGGAGGAGGCCGCAUCUCCGUUAGCCUGCGACCCCAGUCUCACAGAAGCUCAGGCCACUUCCAUACCAUCAUCUAAGUUUUACACAGCGUCUACAAAGGACAGUAAAUGGGUAGAGGCUAACAUUGAGGCUGCAACUCCUUCAAAACAACCUCCAGGGGACACCUCGGCAGAUGCUGCUCCCUCCUCCCCGCCUGCCACUGAGCCAGCCCCACCACAGAGCCACCCUCAAGAAAAGGCAAAGGAGCCAAUCAGCAGUGGAGUGCCUAAGCUGCAAUCUGCAGAAUCGCUUCCCUCGAAACCUCCCAACCCAGCAAAAACAAGUCUGUCUCCAGCCCCACAAUCCCCAUCCACCUCAGCUCCCAGACAUCAUGAAACAGGGGCUCUUAUGGUCACUAAGACAACAUACGUCAUACCAAAGAAGCAGCCUGGACCCCAGCCUCCGUCCAGCCAUGUGUCAGCCUCAACAUCAGGCCAAAAGCCUUCCUUCGCUCCCACGCUGCUGAACGAAACCAGAAAUCUGCUGGUGCCACCUGCACCCAGCGCUCCCUCCUCCAGACCCCCCUCUCAGCCCAAUAACCAGGUCAGGCAGAGCAUCCAGCGCUCCCUCACCAGCAUCCUGUUCAAAAGGGUGUGUGAUUGUGAGGAUUUGGAGAUGUCUGAGAGUGAUGUGGCCAAGCUUGUCGCGAGCAUUGAGAUGGAGAUGUUCGAUAUAUUUCGCAACACAGACAGCAAAUAUAUGAACAAGUACAGAACUAUAAUGUUCAACCUGAAAGACCCAAAAAACAAGGGUUUGUUGUAUCGGGUUGUACGUGGAGAGAUCAGUCCCUUCAGACUGGCCAGGAUGAGCCAGAAGGAUAUGCAGGCUAUCAAAGCAUCGGAGCCAACUGCAAAAGAAACAACAGAGGUUAAGAAUGUAGCUGCUAAAGCGACAAGUUUGCUGCAGAAGCCUGAGGCAGUGAAGGUUGAUUUGCCCUGUUUGAAUCCCGUUAGACCGGCUAGAAGCACGCUUGCUUCCCAGGAACUGAAGAAAAGCCUUCCCUCUCCUGCUUUCAAGACCAGAGCAAGCCAGCCAAGCCAGUGCAGUGCUGUACCAGAUAUUCUCGCCUGUAUGCUGAAGGACACAACAUCAGAGCACAAAGCUCAUCUCUUUGACCUGAAAUGCAAAAUAUGCACAGGCCAAAUACUAGCUGGGGAGGAGGAGGAACCCGCAAAGAAAAAACCCAAGACUUCUGAAACGAAAGAUAAAUAUGAACCCUCUUGGAGAAAGUGUGCCGGAGAUGACUCCCCACUGCGGGCGCCACCUGACUCACCUGACAUGGAUUCUCCAACAUUCCUAAUGGACAACUCAUCCCGUCUUAUCAUUGACGUUCCAGCAUUGACUAUAGUAGAAUCUCCUGCUUCCCCCGUAAUGGACUCUCCAGCCUCCCCUGCUUUAGAGUCUCCAGCUUCCCCUGUCAUGGAGUCCCCCGCAUCCCCAACUCCAGACACUCCUAAAACUACUUCACGAAAGAGAUCAUACACACCAGUUGUGAUCCCUGCUGUCUCCACAGUAACCAUCACAAGGCGUGACCCUCGCACUGCAGCGAGCAGGUUCUCUGCUUCGUAUAGUGGCGCCUCUGGUCCAAGUAACACAACCCCUAACCUAUCAGUCUCUUAUGCUCCUCUUAAAGAGACUAUCUGCGCAUCGCCCUCACCACCAGUCUCCUCGCGACCACCAACUGAAACGACCGUAAUCUCUGAAUCCCCAGCUGAUGGUGAGACUUCCCAGUUCUUGGCUAAGCACGAGAUAGUGUGGAAAGGCUUCCUUAACAUGCUCUCUGUGGCCAAGUUUGUCACCAAGGGAUUUCUGGUUUCAGGAACUUCUGAAAAUCUCAAAGCGGACCUACCUGAUACCAUACAAAUCGGAGGACGAAUCCUGCCUCAAACAGUGUGGGACUAUGUUGCUAAACUAAAAACCUCUGUUACAAAGGAGUUAUGUGUGAUCCGGUUUCACCCUGCAACAGAGGAGGAAGAGGUGGCCUAUGUCUCCCUGUUUUCCUAUUUCAGCAGCAGAGGUCGUUAUGGCGUGGUCGCCAAUGGCAGCCGUUCCAUCAAAGAUGUAUACCUUGUCCCACUCAGUGCAAAGGAAUCGAUCCCAUCCAUACUACAACCUCUUGAUGGACCAGGGUUUGAAAAAAACAGGCCAAAUCUUCUUCUGGGUCUGGCAGUCAUCCAGAAGACAAAACGUCCAGGAAGCUUGCCUCAGGAAAUUGAAGAGAAGAGACCCAAAGUUCAUAUGUCCAAAGAUCCUAUGUGGAUCCCAAAACCCCCAGUCCUCUAUGGUUCUGACAAAUUGGAGAUAUUCCAACCCUACGAUCCUGAGACUCCUGCUAGCACCACCCCUCCUGGAUCCCCACCUUGCCCUGAGUCACCAUCAGACUCCUGCUCUUCUGGCUCAGUUACCAUACCAUCUUGUUUUUCUUCCAUUAGAACAAACCCUCCUGUUUCUACCUCAGCCGCUGUUGCUGCAACUAAGUCCACCUCUAAUAGCAUCUCUGACAAGAAUCCCACAACUGCAUCCAGUAAUAAGACACCGCUGCAGAAAAUCUUAAAGAGUUUGUUUGGUAAUAAGCAAACUGACUCUGGGGUCUCUUCUGACGGACGUUCUAAAACAACAACAGUUCGUGUGGAGAAGGUCCCAGUGUUUUCUCAGGUAUCCGGAUCAAUGGUGGAUCCCAUUGUCCAACAGUAUGGACAGAAAUCCAAAGUAAAAAAAAUAGUAGAAGAAGAAGAACAACAAAAUGACUUUGAUCGACCAUAUGACCCAGAAGAGGAGUAUGAUCCAGCAAUGGGAUAUGGAGUGGUUGCUCCUCAGAACAUGGAAAAAAUGAAGGCAGAUGGCCCUGCAAUAUCAGGCUUUGUAGACGACGAUGUGGCCUAUGAUCCAGAGGACGAGACUAUCUUUGCAGAUAUGCAAAGUGAUAUUGUUGUGACAAAGCCCCCUGUCCCAACUCCAACGUCAGAUCCUCCAUCAUGCCCAACCCCAAUUUCUACCCAGAUUGUAACGCCAACUCCCACCUCCACUCCCGUGCAGUCCUCUUCCCAGCUGGAGUAAUGCAGAACAUUCUGACAGGCACUGUGGU
Molecule: messenger RNA, 4995 nt
Organism: Cottoperca gobio
Lineage: Eukaryota; Metazoa; Chordata; Actinopteri; Perciformes; Bovichtidae
Product: death-inducer obliterator 1
Exons: 17
Coding region: 1149-4967 (1272 amino acids)
Biological process (GO): DNA-templated transcription
Cellular component (GO): nucleus
Source: RefSeq, a predicted model, not a curated record